GGAAUUGAAACGGUCGGUAACGUCAUAUCUUUUGGAGACCACGUGAUUGUAACGAAAAUUUAUCCAUUGGCAAUUGGCGGUGUUUAUGUUGCGCAAAUGCUAAUAAUACACUCGCCGAACGCAAACACAAUCAUGUAAUUUAUUUUGUGCGUAAAAAAGUAUAGAAUUGUAGGACAACUAAAAAGUAGAAAAUCACAUGGAAGGAAAAUCUAAGAGAUUAUUUCCCUUUGAAGAAAACUGUGUGACAAGCAAUGAAAUAAAGAAGAUUAAAGUGCAUAGCAAUCAAAUGUCAAAUAUUUGGGAAAACGUAUCAGUACAUAAUUUUGUUAAACAUUCUUCAGUUAAAGUAUCCUCAGAGAGAGAUAAGAAACUAGAUAUGGAACAUAUUUCGCUUGUUGAAAAAAUGAUUCCGACAAAUAUUGCAUCUUACGUAGGACAAAAACAAAUUAUUGGUCCAGGCACUGUAUUGGGCUACUUACUGGAAAAAGGAGAGAUACCUAGUAUGAUAUUUUGGGGUCCACCUGGUUGUGGAAAGACAUCCUUAACUAAUAUAAUAGCACGUUUGAGCAGAGAAACAACAGGUGAUAAUGUGCACAUUGUAAACUUAUCUGCAAGUAGUUGUGGUGUAAAAAGUAUAAGAGAUGCUGUUACUGCAGCAAAGGAUAAAUUCAAAUGUGGAUUCAAAACCAUUGUCGUUAUGGAUGAAAUUCAUCGUUUCAACAAGCUUCAGCAAGAUAUAUUUUUGCCGCAUGUAGAGGCAGGAACAUUUACUUUAAUCGGAUGUACUACUGAAAAUCCAUCUUAUAGUUUGAAUCCAGCUUUGUUAAGCCGAUGUCGUGUGUUUGUAUUAAAAAAAUUAACAGAGUGCGACAUAACACAGAUUCUUCAUAAAGCAAUAGAAUAUAUGAAUGGAAACAUACUCGAUGUACAAAAAAGAACUGAAAUGAAUAGAGAGCAGUUACAUUCUAAUUCAAAUUUUACAUUUUGUAUUGACAAUAAUACAAUACAGUGGUUAGCAGAAGCAUGCGAUGGUGAUGCACGUGUAACUCUGAAUACUCUAGAAUCAGCAAUUCUUGCAAAAAGAAGAAAUAGAUUAAAAACAUUAUCUAAUAAUGAUAUUAUUUUGAAAGAUAUUAAAGAUAAUUUAAUACAAGCACAUAUGCUCUCUGACAAAGAAACCAAUCAAAGCCAUCACAUGUAUUCCGCUCUUCAUAAAUCAAUAAGAGCUGGUAAAGCAAAUGCUUCCUUGUAUUGGAUGGCUAGAAUUAUGGCAGCUAAGGAAGAUCCAGUAAACAUUGCAAGACGGCUGGUUAGGAUAUCUAGUGAGGAUAUUGGUUUAGCAGAUCCAGAUGCUUUAGGUGUAGCUGUUGAUACAAUGUAUGGUUGUCAAAUGAUUGGUAUGCCAGAAUGCGAUGUACUUUUGGGCCAAUGUGCAGUUUAUUUAGCAAGAGCACCAAAGUCUCGAACAAUAUACAAUGCAUUAAAAGCAGUUGAGAAAAUUAUUUUGGAGCACAGAGACUCUCAGCCUGCUGUGCCGUUACACAUGAGGAAUAUUGGUUGUUUACCUACAGAAUUACAGCACAUCGAUCUUUUUCAAGAAAAACGGAGCAUUCAUCCAUGGGAAACUGUAGCGCAGGCAGCAUGGAGAAAGUAUCCGAAUCCUAUGGUGCCUUCUGUCAUCGGGGCGGAUGUCAUCGACAGGAAGGUGGUAGACGGUGUCCUUCACACCCACAGACUCGUGGUAUCCACGCAAUGGGGCUUUCCUAAGUGGACACAAGCGUUAAUUGGCUACGCGAACUUGUGUUACGCCAGCGAACGCAGCGAGGUCGAUCCUGUGAAUAGACAAAUGAUCCUCAGGACGCAUAAUUUAACUUUCGGCAAUUAUAUCGCUGUGGAUGAAGCUGUUAGGUACACACCCCAUCCGACUGACCCCAACAAGACGUUGCUCACGCAAGAAGCGGUAGUCACCGUCCGAGGGGUACCACUAACCAACUACAUGGAAGAUCUUUUAGCAUCGAAAAUUUCUUUCAAUGCGAGCAAAGGUCGACAAGGGUUGGAAUGGGUGAUCAACAAACUCGAAUCCGAGAUGAAGGAGUUCGCCUGAAAGGCCCGGCCGCCGUCGCGAAACUUCUGAACUGCCGCUAUCAGCACAACAUGAGCGCCGGCGUCGGUGGGGAGCGGCAACUUCUAGAUCGAACGAUUACGCGGAUCAGAAGAACAUUAACGUCCCGGGUUUCGUCAGAAACGAGCAGAUGAUUCGCCGCGGGCACCACGUAGAUCGCCUAAUUGAAUUUUGCGGAACUUGUUACUAACCGGUUGGGAACGAACGUUCCCUUUGAAGGGCGCAAUUGCCUCCGCACAACCGUACUCUUGGGUCCAGGCCUGCAAGGAUCUGUCGAACGAACACGGGGCGAGAUAACACUGACUGAUAUAGAGAAAUAUAUUUUAAAUGCGUUUAACUUUUAAACGAGGAGGUACAACGAUUGGUUUGGCAAUUGAAUCGUAACAAUCCUGAGAUUUCAAUCUGUAUUCAUAUAUACCUCUACGUCGACUGAUGAUGAGAGAGUCAGUCAUACCACAAAUCUACCGCCACUCUUAGCCAAUUCAACCACGACAAUUCAACGUUUCAUGGACGUUCUCGACCGUGUAAAAGGGAAUUAGGAAAAAGAAAUGCAUGUCGAUAUGUGUAUAUGUAAUUUAUAAUUUAAUUUAAUCGUAGCAAAAGUUUUAUAAUAAGUAUUAGACAUGAUUUUGCUUAUAUGCA
Molecule: messenger RNA, 2764 nt
Organism: Nylanderia fulva
Lineage: Eukaryota; Metazoa; Arthropoda; Insecta; Hymenoptera; Formicidae
Source: RefSeq, a predicted model, not a curated record